Molecule: messenger RNA, 2582 nt
Organism: Mauremys reevesii (Reeves's turtle)
Lineage: Eukaryota; Metazoa; Chordata; Testudines; Geoemydidae
Gene: GAS6
Product: growth arrest specific 6
Exons: 16
Coding region: 93-2105 (670 amino acids)
Cellular component (GO): extracellular region
Molecular function (GO): calcium ion binding
Source: RefSeq, a predicted model, not a curated record
CGCCUCGCUCCCACAGUAGCCGCGCUCUCCCCGCUCGCGCCGGAGCGCCCCGCUCCGCUCCUCCUGCUCCCGCAGCCCGGCACCGCCGCAGCAUGGCGCAGCCCGCGGCCGCCCUCGGGGCCGCCCUCCUGCUAGUCCUGCUGGCCACAGACUCCUCGCCGACCGUGCUGCUGAGCGCCCCGGAGGCUGCCCAGUUCUUGCGGCAGAGGCAGCGCCGAGCCUACCAGAUCUUCGAGGAGACCAAGCAAGGUCACCUGGAGCGGGAGUGCGUAGAGGAGCUGUGCAACAAGGAAGAAGCCAGGGAAGUGUUUGAAAACGACCCCGAGACGGACUAUUUUUACCCGAAAUACUUGGCUUGUAUUGAGAAAUUUGGGUCACCGUAUACAAGAAGUCCAGAUUUCCUUACAUGCGUUCAUAAUUUACCAAAUCAGUGUUCUCCUUACCCUUGCCAGAAAGAGGGGACUGAAAUAUGUGAAGAUCUAAAGGGUGACUUCUUUUGUCAUUGCAGACGUGGCUGGCGUGGGCGAAAAUGUGAACAAGAUAUAAAUGAAUGCAGUGUGCAGAAUGGUGGCUGUAACCAAGUCUGUCUCAACAACCCAGGCAGUUACCGCUGUUCAUGCUAUAGUGGCUAUGCUCUCAAAAACGAUAAAAUAUGUGAAGACAUAGAUGAAUGCACAGUAUCAACAGGCAUCUGUGGAGAAGCUCGUUGUAAAAAUUUAAUAAGCUCGUAUGCAUGUCUGUGUGAUACAGGCUACAAAUAUGAUAACUUAAGCAAGUCUUGUCUAGAUGUGAAUGAAUGUGAAGAGAAACUUUGUGAGCAAACCUGUGUCAAUUCACCAGGGAGUUACACCUGUCACUGUGAUGGCAAAGGGAGAGUUAAGCUUUCCCAGGACAUGAACACCUGUGAGGAUAUUAUACCUUGUGUGUCUUUUGCUGUUGCGAAAAGUGUUAAAUCUCUGUACCUGGGGAGAAUGUUCAGUGGUACACCUAUUAUCAGACUACGCUUUAAAAGGAAACAGCCCACAAGACUUGUGGCUGAAUUCGACUUUAGAACCUUUGAUCCUGAAGGUAUCCUUUUCUUUGCUGGAGGCCAUCAAGACAGCACAUGGAUAGUCUUAGCUUUGCGCAACGGACGGUUAGAAUUGCAGUUGAAGUACAAUGGAAUAGGCCGUGUGACCAGCAGUGGGCCAGUUAUCAACCAUGGCAUGUGGCAAACUAUCUCUGUUGAAGAACUGGAGAGAAGUUUGUUUAUAAAGGUCAACAAGGAUGCAGUUAUGAAAAUAGCUGUUGCAGGAGAUCUGUUUACUUUGGACAAAGGACUGUAUCAGCUGAACUUAACAGUAGGAGGCAUUCCUUUUAAAACUAAAGACCUUAUUCAGCCUAUAAACCCUCGGCUGGAUGGUUGUAUGCGGGGAUGGAACUGGUUGAAUGGCGAAGAUACUACUAUCCAAGAAACAAUAAAGCUGAAUGACAAGAUGCAGUGCUUCUCAGUGGCAGGACGAGGAUCCUUUUAUCCUGGCAGUGGUUUUGCUAUAUUUAAUUUCAAUUAUAUGCAACCAUCUGCUGGAAAUGAAACUGAAAGGAAUUGGGAAGUAGAAGUAAACACUGUAAUUCGGCCAGCAGCAGAUACCGGGGUACUGUUUGCUCUGGUUGGUGAAGAAGCUUCAGUCCCUUUAUCAUUGGCUCUGAUUGACUAUCAUUCCACAAAGAAACUUAAGCAACAGUUCAUUAUCUUGGCCAUGGAGAGCACAGUUGUGUCCAGACUGGCAAUAAACGUUUGUGAUGAUCAGGAACACUCUGUGAACAUCUUCAUCAGCAAGGGGCAGUUAUCGCUCACCGUGGAUGGGACUGCAGGACAGAGUGAAUUAAGCCAUUCCCAGCUACAGGACAGUCUGUUUCUCUUGGAGGGCUACCUGCAGUCAUCUGUGAAGACAUAUGUGGGAGGACUGCCAGAUGUUCCUGUCACUUCGACUCCAGUCACUGCAUUCUACCAUGGCUGCAUGACUGUGAAGAUGAAUAAUAAGGCACUGGACUUAGAUGAGGCUUUUUACAAGCACAGUGACAUCACAUCACAUUCUUGUCCUCCAACUGAGACUGGUCAAUAGGUCUUUUCCUACAUCAGUAUCUCAUCCUUCCAACUUGAAGUAGCUCUAAAGAAAACAGCACAAGCUUGGAAGACAUCUGACACUUCCUACUAAUUGGAGGAACAAAACCGAUUUUAAGCUUUGUUCUUUUCAAAGAGCACCUGCUAGCAAAAUAGUUUCACCUCUAGCAUUUGUGUUAUUUCUGCAGUACUUCCCAAACAAAUAGCUGUGUGGCAUGUAUGAGUCACAAAUCUGUGUGACCUUUAUUAAUGCCAAUGGUUAUAUUUAUAGUGCCAGAAUUAUCUUGGAUACUGGAAAUAAGAAUUUUGUGGUAUGAGGUGGUGCUGUGCAAUUCCACACUCAAUAUUACGUGAAAGAGGUUAUAACAGUGUACUGUGCUUAAAAAAAGUUAAUUGAAAUAAUUGACAUACAUGGGAAAUGCAUCAUUUUGAUGCAAAAAUUGCUCCAAUUAUUUGUGUGUGUAACGACUUUAUAUAC